CUAACUUUGUAAUACAUUAAAUAAAACAAAUAAAAACGUGCAGUGACGUGCAGGAAGUGAGGCAGGCAGCGGGUCUGUUGUGUUGGGAGAUGGCCCAUCUGGAAGGAUUAUCGAUAAUAUUUUGAUUUAUUUUGAUUAUUUUCUGCCCCUUUUUUGUUCGUUUGGUUAAAGAAAAGGUUAUCAGCUUUUUCACCGAGUUGGAAGACGGAGGCGGUAAGACUGAAAGCAGGAAAUCUGCUCUUAGGGCCAAUCUGAGGGAUCGGUUACACCUGCCUGACUCCAUUAGAUAAAUAAUCAGUUUAAUAACGUAAAUGUUAAAUGUGUGUUGAUGCAAAUAGUGUUUAAAGCAGCUGUAGGGUCUUUAAGUGGUGAAAAUAGUCCUACUUUACAAUUAACCACGCUAUAGCCAGUUGUAGCUUGUUUCUGUGAUGAUCUUCCCAUUCCACCUUAAAUGGUUUACCUUUCCGACACGAUUUAAGGCGGAACGGACAAUUCUAAUGUGAAGGUGUUACAGAUUACAGCUGUUAAGAAGAUUUACCCAUUCCUGACAUGUUUACAGACAGCAUGGACUACGAGCUGGAGGAAGAUAAACUGGGGAUCCCCACUGUUCCCGGCACAGUGACCCUGAAAAAAGAUGCACAGAACCUGAUUGGGAUCAGUAUAGGAGGAGGUGCACAGUAUUGUCCUUGCCUUUACAUAGUACAGGUCUUUGACAACACGCCAGCUGCACUGGACGGUACUCUUGCAGCAGGAGAUGAGAUUACGGGUGUAAAUGGAAAACCAGUAAAGGGGAAAACCAAAGUGGAGGUGGCCAAGAUGAUCCAAGCUGUGCAGGGUGAAGCUGUGAUUCACUAUAAUAAACUACAGGCUGACCCGAAGCAGGGCAAGUCCCUGGACAUAGUGCUGAAAAAGGUGAAGCAUCGUCUGGUGGAGAACCUGAGCUCAGGAACAGCAGACGCUCUCGGACUCAGCAGAGCCAUUCUCUGCAAUGAUGGACUUGUGAAGAAACUGGAAGAACUGGAGAAAACGUCAGAACUGUACAAAGGAUUGAUGGAGCAUAGUAAGAGGCUGCUCAGAGCUUUCUUCGAACUCUCACAGACUCACAGAGCCUUUGGGGACGUGUUUUCUGUUAUUGGAGUCAGAGAACCGCAGGCUGCAGCAAGUGAGGCCUUUGUGAAGUUUGCAGAAGCUCAUCGCAACAUCGAGAAAUAUGGCAUUCAGCUCCUCAAAACCAUUAAACCUAUGUUGCAUGAUUUGAACACCUAUCUUCAUAAAGCCAUUCCUGACACCAGACUGACCAUCCGCAAGUACCUAGACGUCAAGUUCGAGUACCUGUCUUACUGUCUGAAGGUGAAGGAGAUGGAUGACGAGGAGUACAGCUGCAUUGCACUGGGUGAGCCUCUGUACCGCGUGAGCACGGGGAACUACGAGUACCGACUGAUCUUGCGCUGUCGGCAGGAGGCUCGCUCUCGGUUCGCGAAGAUGCGCAAAGACGUCCUGGAGAAGAUCGAGCUGCUGGAUCAGAAGCACGUUCAGGACAUCGUUUUUCAGCUGCAGAGGUUUGUGUCUGGGAUGUCUCGCUACUAUGACGAGUGCUACGCUGUGCUGAAGGAGGCGGACGUGUUCCCCAUUGAGGUGGACCUGUCUCGCACCACGAUCAACUACAGCAGCCAGAGCCAGUCGUACGAGGAUGAGGAGGAGGAGGAUGACGGAGAAAGGGGAGAGGGAGGCGGCUCCAAAGAUCAGGCAGAGAAUGGGGCGGAGAAGCUGAUAGAUGAUGAAUGAGUAAAUGAACAUGAUGGUAGAAGUAAAUGGAGUAGAGAGACCAAUUGAAUGAGUGAAUGAGUCUGUGAGUGUGGAGGUAAGCAAAGUGUGCCUCAGAGUGAAGAAAUGCAGUUAAUGAAUGGACUACUGGGGGUGUGACAUUGUUUGGUUUUUGGCAUAAUCGUCAAAUCAGGAGCUCUAUGCUGGAUUUCUCUGUGGGGAAAAAUGAAUGGGAUUUUUUCUCAUGCUUUAGUAAAUACUUUUGAUCCAAACCCUAUACAUUUGGUCUUCUUCCCAGAUUUCUCUGUAUCGUUCAAAUUUUGAGCUUCUAAAUGAGUCAAAAGUUUAGUUUUCCUACAUUUGAGCUUAAAAUCAGGUUUGCAAACCCAAGCCAACCACACAGCUUUGCCUAAUUAAUUUCAUUAAGUGUGUCUGGCAGCAGUAGGGUACAGUUUGAGAAGCUAGUGUUACUAAAUGAGUUGUCAUCAAUGUAGGUUUUAAAGUCAGCUGCUGUACCUUACCAUUUCAGUGCUCAGGCUUAAAUGAAACAUUAUUUACAUUUCCACUUAAUUAUGAGUUUGAGGUAUGCAAUAUUACAAUAUUUGGUUUAUUGUGAAAAGUUUUGUUACAGUAAUGUGCAGUAUGCUGUUCUAAGUAUAUAAUGAAUAUAUAUCAUCAUUGCUUUAAGAACGCUGACAACUGCAUGCUUCAUUAAAGAAAGUGUAAUUAUUCCU
Molecule: messenger RNA, 2498 nt
Organism: Astyanax mexicanus (Mexican tetra)
Lineage: Eukaryota; Metazoa; Chordata; Actinopteri; Characiformes; Acestrorhamphidae
Product: protein interacting with prkca 1
Exons: 13
Coding region: 550-1785 (411 amino acids)
Biological process (GO): positive regulation of receptor internalization; intracellular protein transport; receptor clustering
Cellular component (GO): synaptic vesicle; postsynaptic early endosome; neuron projection
Molecular function (GO): protein domain specific binding; protein kinase C binding; phospholipid binding
Source: RefSeq, a predicted model, not a curated record